CACUCAAGUUCGAGCUGCUUCCUCUCCACGGACUCUAGGUCGUCUUUCCAGUCCACUAAGCCCUACACGUGGAUUGGCUUCCGCUUUCAUGGAAAGUCCGAUGCACAGUGGUUCAGAUGUGUACCACACCCCUGUUGUUGGAAGACAAACGACACCACCGCCUACGGAAGCAGAAAAGAAGCUACUAGACGAUUUUAUUAAAACACCGACGCCCCCGCGACCUACAAAAGGAGAUGAUUCCGCUUCAGUUAAUAACAACAAGCGGAAAAGAGCAGCAGUCGCUUUUGAGGCGCCAGACCAGGGAUCUUUUGCUGUCCAAACACAACAGCCCGAAGGAGAAUGGGAGGAUGAAGACGUGGAUGUACAACUCUCUCAGCAAAGAGGAGCCCCUUUAGAGGAUCAAGUCGACUCCAUUCUCGACGAUGAUGGCAAAUAUGAAAUAGAGAGCCAAACUGACGAGACGGCAUUGACCGAGGAUGGUGCUUCUUUCUCACCAGUCGUAAAUAGUUAG
Acaulospora colombiana is the source of this 511-nucleotide messenger RNA. Lineage: Eukaryota; Fungi; Glomeromycota; Glomeromycetes; Diversisporales; Acaulosporaceae. The record is from the annotation of a GenBank genome assembly.